Messenger RNA from Impatiens glandulifera, 1430 nucleotides. Its product is annotated as UPF0481 protein At3g47200-like. NCBI's taxonomy places the organism in Eukaryota, Viridiplantae, Streptophyta, Magnoliopsida, Ericales, Balsaminaceae. The record is from RefSeq and is a predicted model, not a curated record. The transcript has a single exon. Bases 72 to 1427 code for a protein of 451 amino acids.
UCUAUCUUUUCAUACAUACAAGACAGAGAGACCAAUAAUCAAUUAUCUGGGAGGCCAAUUUGUUCAAAGUUAUGGAUAAGAAGAAUCCAGCUUUAACAGAUGAAAAUCAAGUUCAUGAGUACGAUGAAUGCUCGAUCCAAGUAUGGGAAAUCAACAAAGAUAGAUUGGAUUCGAUGAAUAAGAACAUCAACACGACACCAAAUCUACUCUCUAAUUGGUCGGGUAAGAGUUCCUGCAGCAUAUUUCGUGUCCCACAGAGCUUUGUCGACGUUAAUGGUUCAGCUUAUCGUCCUCACAUCGUCUCCAUCGGACCUUUCCACCGCGGAGAACCCAACCUCCAAAUGAUCCAACAACACAAAUGGCGUUUCCUCCGCGAUCUAAUCAAUCGCACCAAAAUCACCCUCGAACAACUCUUGACGACAAUUCACCCCCACGAAACCAAAGCCAGAGAGUCUUACUCCGAACUCAUUGAUCUCACUUCCGAUGAAUUCAUUGAAAUGCUUGUACUCGACGGCUGCUUCAUCAUCGAAUUUUUUCGAAAAAUUUGUAAAACCAUCCCUGUUAAACACGACGACCCAUUAAUCUCCAUGUCAUGGGUUAAUUCAUUCUUCCUCAGAGAUCUAAUCAGAAUUGAAAAUCAAAUCCCCUUCUUCAUCCUUCAAACCCUCUUCGAUCUAACGAAUACCCAUGAAUCUAAUCGGUCGUUAUCUUCCUUAGCGUUGGAAUUCUUCAAUAACUCAGUCAACCGUCCGGCUGAGGUUCUCAACAAGUACGAGAAUUUAGUCGGAAAAAACCUCCUAGACCUCCUCCGGAAAACAUACAUCACGCCUGAGCUCGAUAAACCGAUAAACCGCAAUAUUAAUACCCCGUCACACGUCAUCCAAUGCAUCUCGAAGCUGAGAAGGGCCGGAAUCUCCAUUAAACAGGGGAAUGGUGAGAGCUUCUUGGAAGUGAAGUUCAAACACGGAACCUUAGAAAUGCCGAAAGUGACGAUUGACGAGUUCAUGAGCUGUUUCAUGGUAAAUUGUGUAGCGUUUGAGCAAUGUCAGAGGAGUUGUUCGAAUCAGUUCACAACUUACACGACUCUUCUUGACUCUUUGGUGAACACUUACAAUGAUGUGGAGUAUUUGUUGGACCAAAACGUAAUCGAGAAUUACUUUGGGACAGAUGGGGAAGUGGCGAAAUUGUUCAAUAAUUUGGGGAAGGAGGUGUCGAUUGAUAUAAACAGAUGUUAUCUGUCGACGUUGUUUAAACAAGUGGAUGAUUAUUACAAGAACAAUUGGCAUGUUACAUUGGAAACAUUUAGGUAUACUUAUUUUAGUAGUCCUUGGUCUGCUAUUUCUGCUUUUGCUGCGGUUUUGUUGUUGAUUAUGUCUUUCCUUCAAACCUUUUAUUCUAUGUAUUCAUACAUACAUCCUCGUCGAUGAUGA